Daldinia decipiens is the source of this 1345-nucleotide messenger RNA. RefSeq lists its product as uncharacterized. NCBI's taxonomy places the organism in Eukaryota, Fungi, Ascomycota, Sordariomycetes, Xylariales, Hypoxylaceae. Bases 218 to 1120 code for a protein of 300 amino acids. The record is from RefSeq and is a predicted model, not a curated record. The transcript has 2 exons.
AUGCUCUCGUGUUUUUUCUCUCGACUUUGCAUGCUUUCUUCGGUUCUUCCUAUCUACACGUGCUUUGGUUUCUUCUUAUACGUACUCAAGAAGGCUUCUUGACGUCUUGGAGUAAGCAUCGUUGGUCUUGGAAUAGUUAUAGGAAGUACCUAGAUAUACGUUUGUUCGUCCAUACACACAUACAUACCGCUUGCUUAUACGAGUCCGCUUGGGGAAGAUGAAGACAUCAACCGUCGCCAUCGUCUUGGCGCCUGCGGCCGCUUCUGCGCAGUGGUGGAGAGGCGCUCCUGGUUGUGCUCAAUCCUGCCUCUCCUCCGCCUGGUCCAGCCCCACAGCCACCAUAACCAGCGGCUGGCCCGCGCAGUCCGAGUACUGCGACUCGGACCACGGCAGCAGCAUCAACUCGUGCAUCAGCAGCGCGUGCGCCACGUCAUCUUCCUCCACCGCCUUCGAGUCCUACACCUCGCUCUCCAGCUCCCUGUGCUCCCAGUACGCCGAGUGCACGUCCGCCGGCAGCACCGGCGUACGCACCGUCACGUACUCGGGCGGCCCCGUCACCUGGGCCGUGCCGGGGGGCUGGGGCGGCGGCGCAAAGGCGUUCGGCGGCCCGUUUGGCAGCGGCAACGGCAACGGCAACGGGCCCCCGAACGCGUCUGCGGUCGACUCGUACAGACAGUACUGGAGCGAGUGGGCGUCGGCCUUCCAGUCGUCGCGCACGUGGACGGGCGGCGUGGCCACCGUCACGGGCUGCGCGUUCGACGGGUCCCCGUGGUUCGUAGGGCCUGGGUGCGGUUGGAACGGGCUGGGCGGGUUUAACGGCUGGGUUGGCUGGGGAUCGGGCUGGAGCUGGGGCCCUACGACUACGGAGACCGUCACGUUUACGACUACCGAUACGGCCGGCGCUACGACGACGGGGACCGGACUUGCGGCUGUGGCGCUGGCUGUGAGCGGUACGCUGACUACGUCUACGACGCUGGGGACGCCGACUGCGACGGACGGUGCGGAGAGCGGUGCGGCGCCGGUGGGGAUGGGGAUGGGGCCGGGGGCGGAGGGCUCGGUUGUUACGGGUAUGAUGGGGGUUGCGCUGGGGGCGAUAUUGGUUGUUGCUGGUAUGCUAUGAGGGAACUUGGCUUUAUCUAUAUGCCUCUUGCCGGAUAUAGGGGCUGGGUUUACUUAGAUACAUUGGUCUUCAGAAGCAUAUCUACGCGAGCCUCGUUCGCUCCCUUGGGGAUGAAGAGGGAGAUGAGAUGGCGUCUUGGGUAUACGAAAUGGAGUUUUGCUACUUUGAUAGUUAGGUACCUAGGUUAGGUAUAAUACAAAACGAGACGUUUAAUGUAGGUUGGGU